AAUCGCAGACCGAGGCACUCCAAUUGCUUUCCCCAGCUCUCCGGGGUGCGACGUGUUUGGAGAGGUUCGGCCCAGCCCUACCGGUCUCUGCGCUCUUUCGAAGCGCGUGUUGCAGCCUGGAAAACCUGGCCACUGCAUUUCGUGGUGUGCCCCUCCGCCGUUUGCGCGGGCGACAAGUCUCGGCAAAAUGGCUGCUGGAAAGAGUCGCCUGCCGGGGCAGCGCCGGGUCCGCGUGAAGGUCACAUGACGAGGAUAGGAAGGCCAUUGUGACUAUGUGGUGACUACAGUUAUUUUACUACUGAGUUUCCCACUGGAAUCAUGGAGGAGAAACAGCAGAUUUUAUUGGCUAAUCAAGAUGGUGGGACAGUGGCAGGAGCAGCACCUACCUUCUUUGUCAUCCUAAAACAACCAGGAAAUGGCAAAACUGAUCAAGGAAUUUUGGUUACCAAUCGGGAUGCUUGUGCUUUGGCUACUAGGGUGUCAUCACCAGGAAAAUCUAAAGGGAAGAUUUGCCUUCCAGCUGAUUGUACUGUGGGAAGAAUCACUGUCACCCUUGAUAAUAAUAGUAUGUGGAAUGAGUUCCAUAAUCGAAGCACAGAGAUGAUUCUGACCAAGCAGGGAAGACGCAUGUUUCCUUAUUGUCGUUACUGGAUAACAGGUUUAGAUACAAAUUUAAAGUAUAUCCUUGUCAUGGAUAUAUCUCCUGUGGAUAACCACCGCUAUAAAUGGAAUGGUCGUUGGUGGGAGCCUAGUGGAAAGGCUGAGCCCCAUAUUUUGGGAAGAGUUUUUAUCCAUCCAGAAUCUCCUUCCACAGGUCAUUACUGGAUGCAUCAACCAGUAUCUUUCUAUAAACUCAAACUUACCAACAAUACAUUGGACCAAGAAGGACAUAUUAUCUUGCACUCCAUGCAUCGCUACUUACCAAGGCUUCAUUUGGUGCCUGCAGAAAAGGCUACAGAAGUGAUACAAUUAAACGGCCCUGGUGUUCACACUUUUACUUUCCCACAGACUGAAUUCUUUGCAGUAACAGCAUAUCAGAACACUCAGAUAACUCAACUGAAAAUAGAUUACAAUCCAUUCGCCAAAGGUUUUCGGGAUGAUGGGCUGAAUAGUAAACCCCCCAGAGAUGGAAAACAAAAGAACAGCUCUGACCAAGAAGGCAAUAGUGUUAAUGGUUCUCCUGGUCAUCGGAUCCGUGUUACAGAAGGUGAAGGAUCAGAAAUAGACCCAAGUGAUUUUGAUCCUAUGUCAAGAGAUCAUGAAACAUCAGGCAAGGGUUUGGAGAAGCCUCCCCUUAACAUAAAGCAAGACUUUCUUGGUUUUAUGGAUACUGAUUCAGCACUUGAAGUUCCUCAAAUGAAACAAGAGAUUUCUGAAAGUCUUGUUGCCAACAAUUUUGAAGUCAGCUCCCAUAUUGAAUCAUUAGACUCAAGUGAAAACUUCAAUGUUGUUGUUAAAGAAGAACCUCUAGAUGAUUAUGAUUAUGAACUUGGCGAGUAUUCAGAAGGGAUCACCGUGAAACAGGAAGAGACAGAUGAAGAAACGGAUGUAUACUCAAACAGCGAUGAUGAUCCUAUAUUAGAGAAACAACUAAAGAGGCACAAUAAAAUGGAUAACCCAGAGGGUGAUCAUCCGUCUUUUAAAUGGCUACCAAGCAGCCCGUCAGGUGUUGCUAAAGCUAAGAUGUUCAAAUUAGAUGCUGGAAAGAUGCCAGUAGUCUAUUUGGAGCCCUGUGCUGUCACCAAAAGCACAGUGAAGAUUUCUGAAUUGCCUGAUAACAUGCUUUCCAUGUCUCGAAAGGAUAAAUCUUCUAUGUUGGCGGAAUUAGAGUAUUUGCCUACAGACAUUGAAAAUGCUAGUGCAACUGGCUUCUGCUUAGGCAAGGAAUCAGAAAGUGGUCUUAGUAAACAUUCACCAGAUCUUACAGUGGCACAAAAAUAUCCUUCACUUGAAGAGCCUCAGUGGAAAUAUCCUGAUAUAUUCGACAGCAUUGGCUCAGAAAGAAUCCUUGACAGUUCAAAGAGUUCUGCUGGGGACUCAUUUUCAGGAAAAGAGGAUUUGGGCAGAAAGCGAACAACCGUGCUUAAGGUUGCAGCAGCCUCAAAGACUGAGGGUGCUAACCACAAUGCCUCUCCAAAUGUUCAUGGAAAAAGAGGAAGGCCUCGAAAAUUGAAAUUUUCUAAGGCAGGACGACCACCUAAAAACACAGGAAAAUCUUUAACUUCUACUAAGAACACCCCUGUAGGCCUUGGAAGUACCUUUUCUGAUGUGAAGCCUGAUUUGGAAGAUGUGGAUGGUGUUCUCUUUGUUUCCUUUGAAUCAAAGGAAGCUCUAGACAUUCAUGCAGUUGAUGGAACAACGGAAGAACCCUCUAGUCUUCAGACAUCAACCACAAAUGACCUAGGUUGCAGAGCAAGAAUUUCUCAGUUGGAAAAGGAACUGAUAGAGGAUUUGAAGUCCUUACGGCACAAGCAGGUGAUACAUCCUGGUCUUCAAGAAGUGGGGUUAAAAUUGAAUUCAGUGGAUCCAACAAUGAGCAUUGAUCUCAAAUACUUGGGAGUACAGCUACCUUUGGCUCCAGCCACAAGCUUCCCUUUUUGGAACCUUACAGGAACAAACCCUGCCUCUCCUGAUGCUGGAUUUCCCUUUGUUUCUAGAACAGGCAAGACCAAUGACUUUACCAAGAUCAAGGGAUGGAGGGGGAAGUUUCAUAGUGCUGCUGCAUCUAGAAAUGAGGGUGGAAAUUCAGAAGGGUCACUGAAAAACCGCUCUGCUUUCUAUAGUGAUAAAUUAGAUGAAUACUUGGAAAAUGAAGGCAAACUGAUGGAAACAAGUAUGGGUUUCUCUUCCAAUGCUCCCACAUCUCCUGUGGUAUACCAGCUUCCCACCAAGAGUACCAGCUAUGUACGAACACUUGAUAGUGUACUAAAGAAACAAUCUACUGUUUCUCCUUCUACCUCUUACUCUCUGAAGCCUCAUUCGGGACCCACUGCCUCUCGGAAGGCAAAGCCUCAAAACAGACAGACCACACUCAGUGGCCGAACUAAAUCAUCUUAUAAAUCUAUUUUACCGUACCCUGUUUCACCAAAGCAGAAACAUACUCAUGUGAUAGCAGGAGAUAAGAUUACCAAGAAUUCUUCAGGUACUGUCUCAGAUAAUCAGGUGAAUAAUGUGCCAACUGUAGAUGAAAAUGUAUUUCCAAAGCAGAUUAGUUUGCGGCAGACGCAACAGCAGCAGCAGCAGCAGCAGCAACAGCAGCAGCAGCAGCAGCAGCAGCAGCAGCAGCAGCAGCAGCAGCAACAGCAACAGCAACAACAACAGCAACAGCAACAGCAACAGGGAACUCGCCCUCCAGGCUUGUCUAAAUCUCAGGUAAAACUAAUGGACCUGGAAGACUGUGCACUUUGGGAAGGAAAACCAAGGACCUAUAUAACUGAAGAGCGAGCAGAUGUAUCCUUGACAACUCUACUUACAGCUCAGGCAUCUCUGAAAACUAAACCUAUUCACACAAUCAUAAGGAAACGAGCUCCUCCAUGCAACAAUGACUUCUGUCGACUAGGUUGUGUAUGUUCUAGUCUUGCUUUGGAGAAGCGCCAGCCUGCCCACUGUCGUCGACCAGAUUGCAUGUUUGGCUGCACUUGUUUAAAGAGAAAAGUUGUACUCGUUAAAGGGGGAUCCAAAAUUAAGCAUUUUCAGAGGAAGACUGCUCAUCGAGAGCCAGUAAUUUAUGAUAAUCUGGGAGAAGAGCCAAAAGAAGAAGGAGAGGAAGAUAGAGAAGAGGAGGAACAAAUAAAAGAGAAAAAGAAGAGAAAAAAGCUAGAAUACACUAUCUGUGAAACAGAGCCUGAACAACCUGUCCGACAUUAUCCAUUAUGGGUAAAAGUAGAAGGUGAAGUAGAUCCAGAGCCAGUUUAUAUCCCUACACCUUCUGUCAUUGAGCCUAUGAAACCAUUGCUGUUGCCUCAACCAGAAGUAGUAUCUACUACAGUGAAGGGCAAACUGCUCACUGGAAUUAAACCUUCACGGGCGUAUACUCCCAAACCUAAUCCUGUGAUACGUGAAGAGGACAAAGAUCCUGUCUAUUUGUACUUUGAAAGUAUGAUGACUUGUGCCCGAGUUCGAAUAUAUGAAAGAAAAAAAGAAGAACAGAGACAGCCAUCUCUGUCCCCAUCCCCAUCUCCAUCGUUUCAGCAGCAGAACUUCUGUCAUUCUAGUCCUGAGAACCACAGUACAAAGGAACCUAAUUCUGAACAGCAGCCCUUAAAACAAUUCCUUUGUGACUUGGAGGAUGAUUCUGAUAAAUCACAAGAAAAGAGCUGGAAGUCUCCCCCCUCCAAUGAAGGGGAAUCUUCUUCUACCUCUUAUGUGCAUCAGAAAUCUGGUGGGCCCACCAAACUGAUAGAGAUCAUCUCAGACUGCAACUGGGAGGAGGACCGGAGCAAGAUUUUGAGCAUCUUAUCUCAACACAUCAAUAGCAACAUGCCACAAUCACUUAAGGUGGGCAGCUUCAUCAUUGAGUUGGCUUCUCAGCGAAAGAGCCAGGGUGAGAAGAACCCUCCUGUUUAUUCUUCUCGUGUGAAAAUCUCUAUGCCAUCAUGUCAAGACCACGAUGAUAUGGCUGAGAAAUCUGGAUCAGAGACUCCUGAUGGUCCGUUAUCCCCUGGGAAAAUGGAUGAUAUCUCUCCUGUGCAGACAGAUGCCCUGGAUUCAGUGAGGGAGAGAUUACAUGGAGGCAAAGGUCUGCCUUUUUAUGCAGGGCUUUCUCCUGCAGGGAAGCUUGUGGCCUAUAAGCGUAAACCCAGUUCAAGCACAUCUGGGCUUAUCCAGGUUAAUGGUAAGAGUUACCCGCAGGCUAAGUUGCUAUUGGGACAGAUGGGGGCAUUGCAUCCAGCCAAUAGGCUAGCUGCUUAUAUCACAGGCAGGUUGCGACCCUCAGUCCUGGACCUCUCAACCCUCAGUACUGUCAUCUCCAAGGUAGCAUCCAAUGCCAAGGUGGCUGCAUCCAGGAAACCACGCACCCUGCUGCCUUCAACAUCCAAUUCCAAAACGGCAUCCUCUGGCACUCCAACAAACCGCUCUGGGAAGAAUCCGAAGGCGUUUGUCCUGGCAAAAAGGCCAAUUGCGGCUCGACCCUCUCCUGGUGGUGUGUUCACACAGUUUGUGAUGAGUAAAGUUGGAGCCUUACAGCAGAAGAUACCUGGAGUUAGCACACCCCAAACCCUGACAGGGCCACAGAAGUUCAGUAUCAGACCUUCUCCAGUAAUGGUCGUCACACCUGUGGUUUCUUCUGAGCCAGUUCAGGUGUGCAGCACUGUGACUGCUGCUGUCACUACUACCACCCCUCAAGUGUUUUUAGAAAAUGUUACUGCUGUGACAUCUAUGACUGCUAUUUGUGACGUGGGAACUAAAGAAACUACUUCUGGUGCCACCACUGCAGGGGUUAUUAAGGUCUCUGAAACCAAUACCAGCACCACUGUAACAUCUACUCAGUCUACAACCACUGUGAACCUUACCAAAACUACUGGGAUAACUACCCCUGUGGCUUCAGUUGCUUUUCCUAAAUCUUUGGUAGCAUCUCCUCCAACCAUAACUCUUCCUGUUGCUUCCAAUGCCUCCACUUCCAUAGUCAUGGUGACCACAGCUGCCUCUUCCUCCAUGGUGACCACACCAACUUCAUCUCUGGGCUCUGUUCCUAUUAUACUCUCAGGAAUUAACGGAAAUCCACCAGUAAGCCAGAGGCCAGGUGCUUGUGCCACUGAGCUAAAUCCCUGGCUCCAAGAAAAUGCCCCUCAGAUUCCAGUGUCUGCGCCACAGAUCUCUCCUAAUGCAGUGAAACGUCCUGGACCUCGGUUGUUGUUGAUUCCAGUACAACAGGGUUCUCCCACUCUUAGACCUGUUCCAAACCCACAGCUUCAGGGACAUCGAAUGGUUUUACAGCCUGUUAGGAGCCCAAGUGGAAUGAACCUAUUUAGGCAUCCCAAUGGGCAAAUUGUCCAACUUCUACCUUUGCAUCAGAUCCGAGGCUCUAAUACCCAGCCCAGCUUACAACCUGUCAUGUUUCGGAAUCCAGGGUCUGUGGUGGGAAUCCGGUUGCCUACACCUUCCAAGCCUUCUGAGAUGCCACCAUCUUGUACUUCAUCCUCUACUUUCUCUGUUGUAAAUCCUGUAAUUCAAGCUGUUGGAUCUUCUCCAGCGGUGAAUGUUAUCACUCAGGCACCAUCUUUACUUUCCUCUGGACCAAGUUUUGUUUCCCAGGCUGGUACAUUGACCCUGAGAAUUUCUGCUCCUGAGCCCCAGAGCUUUGCAAGUAAAACAGGGUCUGAAACCAAAAUAACAUCUAGCUCAGGAGGGCAGCCUGUUAGUACAGCCAAUCUUAUUCCUCUCCAGUCUGGCAGUUUUGCCUUACUACAGCUCCCAGGACAAAAACCUGUCUCUAGCUCCAUUCUUCAGCAUGUUGCUUCCCUUCAGAUGAAGAAGGAAUCCCAGAAUACAGACCAGAAAGAAGAAGCAAACUAUGCAAAAAGAGAGAAGGAAACUAAGAAGAUUGUACAGUCAGAAGGAGAAGGUAUAGGUCCUGAGGCUAGUAUAAUUAAGCAGAAUUCAGGAAUUAUUACCUCAAAAGAAACUCUGAAUGUUUCCUUGGAAGAUGAAGGUGAUUGUUUGGAUGAAGAAUCCCUUAUAGAAAAAGAUCCUGUCAAACCUCCUGAGCACUCCUGUAUCACUGAAUUAUGCACAGGUGAAGACUGUAAAGAGGUUACUGAAGAGCACAGGAUUAGGAAUCAUAACAGUUCCAGAGAAAAACUGACUAUUCUAGAAGUUAGGACAGUUUCUGAAAAAUCCAGUAAUAUGGCAGUACAAAAUGUGAGUAAAGUACAGCUUCAAAAAUCUGGCGCUGUGAAGGUGGAGCAGCAGAAAGGAUUAGACAAUCCAGAGGGAAAACCAAAUGAGUUUCUGUUUAUUGAAUUAUCAGGGAGCAAAGUUAUUGUUCAGCAACAAUCUAAUCCUCAGCCAGAAGCCAAGGAGAAAGAUCAUGGAGACACUUUGGAGAAGGACAGUAUUAGGGAGAGAUGGAAAAAGUACCCAAAGAGCCCUUUGGUCCAGAAGUGUGUUAGAACUUCAGAAGAAUGUAGAAAAGUGGCAGAUGAAGAAUGUAAGAAAGAGGCAGAUGAGCAAUUAAUUAGAGAAACAAAGCUUUAUCAGGAAGAUUCAGAUGUGUUUCAAGAACAAAACAUCUCUGGUCUAUAUGAGAAAAGUGGAACUUCUCAAAGUGAUGGAGUAUUAAAAACUGAGUGUGAUUCUUGGAGUAGGAUUUGUAAUCCUGCUUCCUACUCCAUUAUUCCUACGCGACUUAUGAAAGGAAGCAGAGGAAAUGAACAUUUUCGGGGCGAUUUACUACUACCAGGAAAACAAAUAAAACUGAAGCAAGAACAGAAGAGUAGAAGCAGCAGUGCUGACUUCACUGGCUUGGAUUUGGAGGAGGAGGAUGAAGAUGAGAAUGAGAAAACCGAUGAUUCUGUUGAUGAAAUUGUGGAUGUUGUGUCUGACUACCAGAGUGAGGAGGUUGAUGAUGUAGAAAAGAAUAAUUGUAUAGAAUACAUGGAGGAUGAUGAAGAGCAUGUGGAUAUUGAAACUGUAGAAGAACUUUCAGAGGAAAUUAAUGUUGCCCACAAGAACGCCACAGCAACUCACACACAAUCAUUCAAACAGAUGUGCCAUACCCAUGCAGAUGAAAAAGCUACUGAAAGAAGUCGAAAGAUCCCACCGGUUCCUCUAAAACUGAAACCUGAUUACUGGAGCGACAAACUACAGAAAGAAGCAGAAGCUUUUGCUUAUUAUCGCCGGACACAUACUGCCAAUGAGCGGCGGCGGCGUGGUGAAAUGAGAGAUCUCUUUGAAAAGUUGAAGAUCACGUUGGGAUUACUUCAUUCUUCCAAGGUUUCCAAAAGUCUUAUUCUUACUCGGGCAUUCAAUGAAAUUCAGGGACUAACAGAUCAGGCAGACAAACUGAUAGGACAAAAAAACCUCCUGACUAGAAAACGGAAUAUUCUGAUACGAAAGGUAUCAUCUCUUUCAGGUAAGACAGAAGAAGUGGUCCUGAAGAAACUAGAGUAUAUUUAUGCAAAACAACAAGCACUAGAGGCUCAAAAGAGAAAAAAGAAGAUGGGAUCAAAUGAGUUUGAUGAGUCUCCCAGAACUAGCAAACAGCAGGAAGGAUCUUCUACAUCAUCUGUAGAUCUUGGACAGAUGUUUAUUAAUAACAGGAGGGGAAAGCCUUUGAUUCUUUCCAGAAAAAGAGACCAGGCCACAGAAAACACCUCUCCAUGUAGUACUCCACACACCUCUGCCAACCUCGUGAUGACUCCACAAGGGCAAUUACUUACCUUAAAAGGUCCUCUGCUCUCAGGAACAGUGGUAACUGUUUCGCCUGCUCUUUUAGAAACUGAUCUGAAGCCUCAAGUUGCCAGCAGUAGUAUGGCUCAAUCAGAAAAUGAUGACUUAUUUAUGAUGCCACGAAUUGUUAAUGUUACAUCUUUGGCCACAGAGGGAAGUUUAGUAGAUACAGGUGGCAGCAAAUACCCGCAUGAAGUUUCUGAUGGCAAGUCAUCUGACCACCUGAAAGAGACUGUCAGGAAUGAAAAUAACUCAGAAGAUUCCGAUAGAGUCUCUUCUAGAGGAAAUCACAGAGAUGGCAGGAUGGCAUUGGGUCCAACACAAGUUUUUCUGGCAAAUAAAGAUUCUGGUUUUUCACAAAUAGUUGAUGUUUCCAGUAUGCAGGAAACACAAGAGUUUUUACCUAAAAAGAUUUCAGGUGAUAUAAGAGGGAAUCGGUAUAAGUGGAAGGAGAGUGAAUCACGAGGAGAAAGACUGAAGUCAAAGGACUCUCCAUUUCAUAAAUUAAAGAUGAAAGAUCUCAAGGACUCGAGCAUAGAGAUGGAACUGAGAAAAGUCGCAUCAGCUAUAGAGGAAGCAGCUCUUGAUCCCAGUGAACUACUGACUAACAUGGAAGAUGAUGAUGAUACUGAUGAGACACUGACUUCACUGCUCAAUGAGAUUGCCUUUCUUAAUCAGCAGCUGAAUGAUGACUCUGUCAGUCUUGCUGAACUACCCACCUCUAUGGAUACGGAGUUCCCAGGAGAUACUCAGCGGGCUUUUAUCAAUAAGCUUCCUCCUGGGAACAGAGCACCUUUCCAGGUUGGCCACUUGGGAACAGAUUUGAAAGAGAUGCCAGAUGACCAAGGGGAGAGUGACUCUAUUAGCCCCCUCCUUUUGCACUUGGAAGAAGAUGAUUUUUCUGAGAAUGAAAAACAACUUGUUGAAACAACCUCUGAGCCAGAUGUUCUUAAGAUUGUCAUUGACUCUGAGAUAAAGGAUUCAUUUCUUUCUCACAGGAAAUCUAGUGAUGGAGGGAAGAGUACUUCUGGUCUCCCUGUAGAACCCGAAAGUGUGUCCUCACCUCCCAUCCUACACAUGAAGACUGGCCUGGAGAAUAGCAACACAGAUACUAUAUGGAGACCUAUGCCAAAGUUAGCACCUUUAGGUUUAAAAGUAGCUAAUCCUCCGAGUGAUGCAGAUGGUCAGACUCUCAAGGUGAUGCCUUGUUUGGCACCUGUAGCUGCUAAAAUUGGGUCAGUUGGACAUAAAAUGAACUUUCCAGGGAGUGAUCAGGAAGGCCGGGAGAGCAAGGUGAUGCCUACAUUGGCACCUAUUAUGGCUAAAUUAGGCAACUCUGGGGUCUUACCAAGUUCUUCAGGGAAAUGAACUUGUUUGUCCUCAGACAGAAACCAGACUGUGAAGGAAAGUUGAAUCUCACCUCCUUUCUCUGUAGGCAUUUGUUUGUGUCAUGGAACUGUGCUCCUUGACUUUAAUGGUGCAGUAGAAGAUAGAGAAAGAGGGUAGGGUGCUGACCCUGCUAUAAGAAAUAAUAUGAAAUUCUGAUCAUGUUAAAAUGUGUUACCUCACUUGUGGUGCUGGGUCCUCUCUGUUCCUCUCUGAGAAGAUGUGAUCCAUUACUGAACAUGAGGUGCCCCUUACCCAAGGAAUUCAUUCAAGACUCUGGCUCCAUAGUGGUACCUAGUGUCCCAGAUUCCUCCCACCCCCACUGCGUACCUCCCCAAGAGAAAAAGCUGUGCUAGACUUUGGAAUUGGCUUUGGAUUGAAUUAUAGCUGAUAGCUGUUUCGUUAAAUCUAAAAAUCAAAGGAAUGUGAUGUAUUUGUGCAAGGGGGUCCAGAAGAGAUCAUUUUAAGUUGUUAUUUCAGUGAUUGAGAUAGGAUGUGUACCGUGAAAUACCAAAGUGAAGGAUUUUAUGUCAUUUGGCAAAAUUUUAUCUUUUAUAUCCUGAGUAGCUUCCAUUUGCUUUACCUUUUCAAUCAGAAUUCCAAAUGCAAGCCUUUUGGUAAAGUAGAGAUCUUUUAGCUUUAUUAUUAUUAAGGUGAUUACUUUGAGAUGCUAAAAACCAUAGUUCUUCCUCACUGCCUUUGUGGGUCUUGGAAGAUAAUUUCCUAUUGCCAGAAAUUUCUACCAGUAAUACAUACUUGGAGGUCGGUAAGGAGGGAACUCUUCCCCCUUCACAAAUCACAUCACUCAAGAGAUAGCUAAAAUGAAAAGCAUCCUCUGCCCCCAAGACCAGAGACAGUGGCCAAAAUUAAAAAUUGUGGGGCUGGGUAUUUCCCAGAUCAAACCAGCCUUCCGGUGCUUGAAGGUUUCAAUUCACUGUUACCUGUACAGGUUGUAAAGAAAAGUCAUAGUAGGCACUCUACCAGGGAAAUAAGGCAGUAUUUGAAUCACAGUAUAUAUUUUUAUCUACUAUCAUGGAUUCAAUGAUCUGUAGAGCUUUUUCACUCAUUAGCUGUCAGGGUAUGAAGAACUGACAGCCUGUAAAGAUAAAGAUAUUUAUAUUUUUGUAUAGUUUUCAUAGAUUUCUCAAAGGCUGAAGUUUUCAACCUAGAAGAUGAGAUUUGUAUUGAGUAUAGAAAUGAUGUUUCCUAUCUAGUUUGUAAAUAAUCAUGGUGCACUUGAGGGGUCUCUUGGAAACUUCCGGGGGGCAAGAAUCACUAUUCAGAAAAUGUAUAGACUGGGAUUUAGCUGCUGCAUUUUGCCUUUCUUAAAUAAUUAUAUUUUGGAAUGUAACCCCUGUUCUGUCUUUACUGACAGGAUUUGCUUGUGUUGUAAAACACUAACACAAGAGCUUCCACUGCCUGGGCUGUGCCUAGGUCAUGCUGUUUCUUCUGUAUCCUCCCCCUUUACCCAAGUUCCACUCAGCAUAUCUUCACACCUAGGUUGUGAGACCAGCUUUGGAAUGGAUCUAGCUGGUGAAUUACUUCAACUGAUUCCCCUUCCAUUAACUCUGGCCAUCAACUGGUCUAAAAGAAUAGGAAGGCUUCCUUUGCAAAAUGCAGAGAGAAUAAAUUCUUUGUUUUUGUGCUACUUGCCUUUCUAGACCUGCCUGUUAGUACUUAACUUUCCCUUUCUACUGAGGAAGCUUGAAGUAGUUCAAAGAGUGCUCCCUAGUCUCCUUGUCUCUUAUUUACCCAGCAGAUUUUAUUCAAUGCCUUAGCCAAGGAGUUUAGCACCUGUCUCCAUUGCUAAUAUUCAUUGGAGAUGCCAGUUCUUUAACCUGGGUGUAGUAGUUUCCCAUUGUUUUAUUGUUUGUCUCUUCUUUGCUUUCUUCCUGACUUCCCAAGGCUCUUGUGGCCGUAGAGGAUCAGCUGGCAAGGGAGUGAAAAAUCCUCAGGAAAAGAAGGACCAUUUUCACUUUUGAACACUUUCCCUUUUUUAGAAGAAAACCAGUCCAGGUCAAUUCUUGAAUGGAUGGAUAUGCUUACAAGAGAUGUACAGAGAUAGAAAUGAAGUAUUCCAGGUGUUCGUGGAAGGCUGCAAAUCCAUUACCCCCCAACUAAGAUACAGUCUUCUUAAGACAGAUCUAGGAGUCAUCAGGGCAAGUUUGAGGAGGGCUCAGUCUUCAGUAAAGUCUUGCAGUCUUGACAGAAAUCUAGAAUCUCCAAAAACUUAUAUCCUUUAAUCUUGCCCCAGAAGAAACUGAUCUAUGAAAAUUACAUGUGUAGGGGCUGGGGAUUUAGCUCAGCGGCAUAAGCGCCUGCCUUGCGAGCAGGCAGUCCUGAGUUCGAUCCCUGGUACCGAUAAAAACGAAAAAGACCCAAAAAAAAAAAAAAAAAAAAAAGAAAAUUACAUGUGUGUGAAUGAAAGAUGAGUAAGAAAAGAGUUGAGAAAUCUGGAAGACAACUGUCACCCUAACUAUAAGACGCAUGAUCUCAGUAGACCAAUAAUUCAUCUUUUUAUACAUCUGUAAAUAAAUGGAAUGUUUUUAAGAAUAUAAUUAUGUCAGAUUUAGCAUUUUCUUUUAUAUAUUAAAUAUAUAUCUUUCCUUUUC
Messenger RNA from Cavia porcellus (domestic guinea pig), 12389 nucleotides. It is a transcript of the gene Mga, whose product is annotated as MAX dimerization protein MGA. Gene Ontology annotation, molecular function: protein dimerization activity; DNA-binding transcription factor activity, RNA polymerase II-specific; RNA polymerase II cis-regulatory region sequence-specific DNA binding. NCBI's taxonomy places the organism in Eukaryota, Metazoa, Chordata, Mammalia, Rodentia, Caviidae. The transcript has 25 exons. Bases 319 to 9759 code for a protein of 3146 amino acids. The record is from RefSeq and is a predicted model, not a curated record. Gene Ontology annotation, cellular component: nucleus; MLL1 complex. Gene Ontology annotation, biological process: regulation of transcription by RNA polymerase II; cell fate specification; positive regulation of DNA-templated transcription.